Messenger RNA from Drosophila eugracilis, 507 nucleotides. RefSeq lists its product as uncharacterized. Lineage: Eukaryota; Metazoa; Arthropoda; Insecta; Diptera; Drosophilidae. The record is from RefSeq and is a predicted model, not a curated record. The transcript is spliced from 4 exons. Bases 1 to 507 code for a protein of 168 amino acids.
AUGUGGAUGUUCAAAGUGAUAUUAAGCUCUCAUGUGAGCUUUACCAAUCUGAAGUGCGAAUCGAUCGACAGGGAGUUUGGAAAUUUCGAAAUCUGUCGGAUCAAGGCUGUGAAUCGCAGCCACAAGUAUAUAGAUCUGGAAUUCAAGAUAACUAAACUUCCCCUUAAUGAAAUGGUGAUCAAAGUAGAACCUAUGCGUUAUAAUAAUGGCUAUAGACCUGUCCUUUCCACCAUGAAGGUCGAUUUUUGCAAGUACAUGAAGAAUCCAAAUGCAAGAUCUUCGUUUUUAUUAAAGGAAUUCCACGCGACUUUCAUUAAUUCUACAAACCUAAAUCAUACUUGUCCUUACAAUAAUGAUAUUUCCAUUAAAAAAUUAUGGACUGGCAAUCUGGAAAAGGGCUUCUUACAAUAUCUUCCCGUACCGCAUGGAGAUUAUGUCAUUCAUACAACUUGGUAUUCCCGAAAUAUACGUCGUGUAAAAGUCAGUACAUUCUUUAAAAUAACAUAA